AUGCAGGUUCAGUAUCCGGAACAGUUAGAUAAUGUUGCUGAGGAGCACAAGCCUCAGGAUCAGGAAACGAAAGACCAAUGUGCAACGAGGAGAAACAGGACGUCGUAUACAUUGGCGCAGGUUACAUCGCUCGAAGGGUUAUUCGGCAGAGCUAAGUAUUUGAGCCGCUACCAUCGAAUUCUAGUGUCACAGCAGUUGAAACUAACGGAGCAACAGGUGCGAGUGUGGUUUCAAAAUCGUAGAAAAAAGUUCAAGAAAGACUACGAAAACUGCCCUGAUACCCUGAACCUCCUCCAAACGAGUAAAGUACUGCGAUCCACGGAUAUCGAUGAUAAGGAAUUGCUCCAAGUCGAGCAGCCAUCUAACGGUCAGCAAGAGCCGUUGCUUCCGCAUCAUCAUCAGCAAACACUUAUUCCCCAUCAGCAGAUGCAGCAACCAAUGAUGCCACAACAGCCAAUGUAUUACCCUGAAAUGCAGCGGAGACCAUCGGUGCAUCCAUACUUUCCGGCAAAUCAGCAGCUUGGAGUAGUUUUGCGGCGUGUGCCGCCUCUUAUGAGCUCCGGAGCCCCAGUAGCUGUUAUUCGAGCCAGUGAUUUGUACCGCGAUUCGUUUGCUCCUGAUUACGCCAGCAGUUGCAGAUUCAAAUUAAAUGUGGAGCCGAUGCAUCUGCAACAGCUCAAGCAACAACUGUAUCCAUCAGUUCAGAUGAUUCAGCCGCAGCAGCAUCAGCAGCUGCAAAUAUUCCCUGAAGAUUAUCGAAUGAGUACAUUAGCUAAAACACUUACAAGAGUAUAA
Molecule: messenger RNA, 795 nt
Organism: Copidosoma floridanum
Lineage: Eukaryota; Metazoa; Arthropoda; Insecta; Hymenoptera; Encyrtidae
Product: homeobox protein abdominal-A homolog
Source: RefSeq, a predicted model, not a curated record